AUGGCGUUCAGAGGAACCUCAGACAAAUUAUACACACCGAACAAUGGAAAGUUUUUGGGACUAGUACAAUUAGUAGGCAAGUUUGAUCCGAUUAUGCAAGAACAUUUGAAGUUGGCAAUGUCGGGUGAUAUUUCGGAUCACUAUUGUGUUAAUCGAUGGAAAAUCUUAACCGAUCACUUAGGACUCUAUAGUUUGAAAAAACUGAGUGACACACGUUGGGAAGCAAAAAUAAACAGUGUAAAAGCAGUCCGCUAUCAAAUUUGUGACGUUCAUGCUUUAGUUACUUUGGCUAACAAAACUGAGAAAAGUGAUGUUACUAUCUCGCACGAGGCAAUCACUUUAACAGAACAGUUAAAAGAUUUUGGCUUUAUAGUUUCCCUAGUUGUUUGGUACGACAUUCUUUUUCAAAUCAAUGUCGUGAAUAAAUCUCUGCAGUCAAAAACCGUGGACCUCAGUAAAUGCACAGAAAUGCUGGAAAACUGUUGCAAUUUUUUAGAAGAAUACCGAAAAAUUGGUUUCAAGAAAGCUCUUUCAACAGCAAGGGAUCUGGCGAAUGAACUACAAAUCGAGCCUGUUUUUAAACCAAUGAAAAAAGUACGACGCAUAAAACGCCAGGCUGGUGAAAUGGCCACGGACGAACCUAUCGAAUCCCCAGAGAAAAAAUUUGAAAUUGAAUUUUUUAAUAAAUUGUUGGACGUCUCUUUAAUGUCAAUAAAAGAAAGGUUCAGACAGUUACAUAACUAUUCAGAAACAUUCUUUUUGUACAAUAUAAAAAAGAUACCUGAAAAAAAUGAACUUCUGAAAUUCUGUACUGAUCUCCAAUUAAAACUUACUGUUGGUUCCGAUUCCGAUAUAGAUGGUUAUUUAUUGUGUGAUGAACUCAUAAGUCUUAAAAAUUUUUUUCCAGAUGACGAUGAUAUUACUCCCAUUUUCGUUUUAAAUUUUAUUAAACAGCGCAAUAUUUAUGAACUAUAUCCAAAUGUAUGGAUCGCAUUGCGCAUUUUGGUAACUAUACCUGUAACGGCCCAAACUGUGUUACUUGGGGUAGCUAGUGGAGAACGCAGUUUUUCGAAACUUAAGUUAAUAAAGACUUAUCUACGAUCAACGAUUUCACAGACAAGACUUACUAACUUAGCUACUCUUUCAAUUGAAAAUGAAAUUGCCGCAAACUUGAAUUUCACCGAUUUGAUUCGAGUGUUUGCCGAUAAAAAGGCCCGAAAAGUGUAA
Molecule: messenger RNA, 1227 nt
Organism: Nylanderia fulva
Lineage: Eukaryota; Metazoa; Arthropoda; Insecta; Hymenoptera; Formicidae
Source: RefSeq, a predicted model, not a curated record